This is a messenger RNA of Nestor notabilis (Kea), 2072 nucleotides long. Its product is annotated as multiple epidermal growth factor-like domains protein 11. Gene Ontology annotation, molecular function: scavenger receptor activity. NCBI's taxonomy places the organism in Eukaryota, Metazoa, Chordata, Aves, Psittaciformes, Psittacidae. The record is from RefSeq and is a predicted model, not a curated record.
CCUGUCCAGAUGGAUUCUUUGGGCUUGACUGCCACCAGGUGUGCAAGUGCAAGAAUGCUGCCAGCUGCAACCACAUCCUGGGAACAUGCCGCUGCCUCCCUGGCUGGCUGGGAGAGACCUGCGAACAGCCCUGCCAGGGGGACAGCUAUGGGCCAGGCUGCAGCCGCACAUGUCAGUGUCGCAACGGAGCAUUCUGUCAUCAUGUAACUGGGACAUGCCUUUGUAGCCCAGGGUGGAAAGGAGCCACCUGCCAAGAAGCCUGUCCCACUGGAUGGUAUGGUGCAAACUGUCUCCAGCGCUGCAUCUGCCAUGGCCAGGCGACAUGUGACCAUGUAACGGGCGAGUGCCAGUGUCCCCAGGGUUGGACAGGGAUAGCUUGUGAGCUGGAGUGUGGGGACAGGAGAUGUGGAGAGGGCUGCGAGCAGAACUGUAGCUGCCACCAUGGGGUUUGUGACCAGCACUCGGGAAAAUGCAUCUGCCAUGCUGGCUGGACUGGGGACUGCUGUGAUGUUGUCUGCCCUGUAGGAUUUUUUGGCAAACGGUGUGAGGAGCAAUGUGACUGCAUACACGGCUUGUCCUGCCACCAUCAAACUGGAGCAUGUCACUGUGAAAAGGGAUGGAGAGGGAGACACUGUGACAAACCUUGCUUACCUGGCCGCUAUGGUGUGGGCUGUGCCCAGCGGUGCCGGUGUCCCAUGGGUACCCCCUGCCAUCACCUGACAGGCGAGUGUGGAUGUCCUCCAGGAUUCACUGGCUACAGCUGUGAGAAAACUUGUCCACCAGGCACAUAUGGCAAGAACUGUAACCAAGUAUGUCAGUGCUCUGCUGAGAAUGAGGAAUGUCACCCAGUGACUGGCAACUGCAUGUGCCGCCCAGGGUACUACGGGGCUCGCUGUGACCUCCGGUGUCCAAACGGUACUUACGGUUCAAACUGCCAAAACCUCUGUAAAUGUAUGAAUGGAGGCCACUGCGACCCCACGUCGGGAACCUGUGAUUGCACGCCUGGUUUUAUUGGAGCCGACUGUAGUAAAACUUGUCCUGAAAACCGAUAUGGGAAGGACUGCACCCUGUUCUGUGCAUGUGGUAAAGGUCAGUGUGACCCACAGACUGGCAAGUGUACCUGUCCUCCUGGCCAAAUGGGACCCAGCUGUCAGCAAGUGUGUCCCCAGGGACAAUAUGGCCCCAACUGUCUCCUGACAUGUACCUGUCAGAACGGUGGUAUCUGUGACCAUAUGGAUGGCAACUGCACUUGCGGGCUCGGCUGGACAGGAAGAUUGUGUGAGAAAGAAUGUCUCCCAGGGAAGUAUGGGUCUGGCUGUGUCUUGAACUGCUCGUGCCAGCACAAUGGCACCUGCGACAGGUUCACAGGCUGCUGCCGAUGUCCUGAGGGUUACUAUGGCCACUCCUGUGAGCACAGGUGCCCCCUUGGAUUUUACGGGCUAAGCUGUCUUCAUGCAUGUGCCUGUAAAAAUGGAGCAAGCUGUGAUGCAGUGACAGGACAAUGCAUUUGUCCUUUGGGUUAUCAAGGUGUCCACUGUGAAAAAGGCUGUGACAGGGGUUGGUUUGGAGAGAAGUGCCAGCGUCAGUGCAACUGCGGAGAUGCUCCUUGUGAUCCAGAGACUGGGAAGUGCCUUUGCCCACCUGGGAAGACUGGAGAAAAAUGUGACAUUGUAAUGAUUUCCAUUCUGGGAACUUCUUUAGGACAGCUGGGCUACAGUUUGGGCAGACGAAACUUGAAGAUUGCAAAGCUUUCCAAAAUGUCAUGGUUUAAUGUUAAGAUGUGUCUAAGUAGCUUCCUGAUCUCAGAGAACAGGGAGACUACUAGGGAAGUUCACCCUCUUCCAAACGUUUCUGUUCUUCCAGGAUGCAGGUCAGACCAGUACGGCCCUGACUGCUCCCUGCGAUGCCAGUGUGCCAACAAAUCUCAGUGCAAUCCAUACAAUGGGAACUGUGUAUGUCCAGCCACGUGGAUGGGGCCAACCUGCAAAGAAGGUGGCCUUCCAAAGCUUCCUUUUUAUGAAGAGCAAACUCAAGAAAGAGGGAAUAUUUUUCCAAGAGCUCUACAACAGUAA